Henningerozyma blattae CBS 6284 is the source of this 2463-nucleotide messenger RNA. RefSeq names its product Elg1p (gene ELG1). Lineage: Eukaryota; Fungi; Ascomycota; Saccharomycetes; Saccharomycetales; Saccharomycetaceae. Bases 1 to 2463 code for a protein of 820 amino acids. Gene Ontology annotation, molecular function: DNA binding. Gene Ontology annotation, cellular component: nucleus. The transcript has a single exon. The record is from RefSeq and is a predicted model, not a curated record.
AUGGAUAAGCCUGUUUCUUUAAAAAAAUUAUUAAGUGGGAAACCUAUUUCAAAACCUAAAAUACGAAAAGUUCAAAAACAAUUGUCUAAAGCUAAUGCUAUAUCCAAAGAAGAAAUACCUAUAGAAAAAGGCAUCUCAUCACACCCAUUUUUACCUGAAAAUAUUUCUACAGAAACUAAUGGCCUUACUAAUAAGAAUAAUGAAAGCUAUAUAAUAGAUUUGGAAGAGUCUUCAACAGAAGAUAUUAUUGAAGAUCCCAAUAAUGUAUUAGCUUCUUCAUCACCUUUAAAACCUAGCAAAAUUGAACCAACGAUUUUAAAUAAUUCUCCUCAGAAAUCUGUCCAUAACAUAUUAAUGAACAGACAUAGAAAAAGAAAGAUGGAUGAUAUAAAACGUAAUAUAAUUAGUAUAGACGAUGAUCCCGAUACAUAUGAUAACUCAGACAGUAUUAAAUCUCCAGCAAGACUAUUACCUACUGCUAACAUGAAAAAGACAACUUUAAAAGGACUUUUCACAAAUUUCAAAAAACCCAAAGGCUCAGCAGAUUCAAGAGUUAGUACCAAAGAAUCAACUGCGUCAUUAAGUCAAUCAAUUAUUAGAACUAAGCUUUCCAGAAAAAACGAAAUUUCAAAGCUGAAAGAAAUCCCUUGCCCAUGGCCUUUGGUUCAAUUAGUUAAACCACUUCAAUCUAAUUCUGAUGUAGGAAGUGCUGAGCCAAUCGAUAUAAAAUUACUGAAAAAAGAUACCUCAAAAUAUUAUAACUCUAAUUAUAAUUUUACAAAGGAGGAAUAUGGUACUCUUUUGCAGAAUCAUGAAGUGUUAAAGCCUUCAAAGGAAUCAUUAAGCUUUACAUCACCAUUAAGCAAAUCACCCCAUAUUUGGACAACUCUUUUUGCACCAACUUGCAUGGAUGAGAUAUUAUUGAGUCAGAGCGUAAAAGAAAAUAUUAGUUCGUGGAUUAUGAAAGCUUUUCAACGUCUGAAGAAACCUACUACAAGAAGAAGAUUAACUGAUGUAAAUAGAAAGGAAGAAAUUGAUGAAUUUGCAAAUUUUAUUGUACAUGAUGAUUUUGAUGAUACUAACACUGAGAACACGCAAUCAGACGAAAUAGAAGAUUUUGUACCAUUACUUAUCUUACAUGGAGAAGCAGUUGGAAAAAACACUCUCUUUAAAGUUCUUAUGGACUCCCUUGAUGGAAAAAUCUUUGAAGUAAACUCUUCUAGCAAUAGGGGCAAAAAAGAAAUUUUAGAAACUUUGUCAGAUUUUGCCACUACGCAUCACGUCAAAGCCCAAGGCUCUAAUGGUAUUAUAUUGAUUAAUGAUGUAGAUGUUAUCUUUAAAGCUCAUGAUCGACAUUUUUGGCAAGCCAUUACUAAACUAUUAGCGAUUUCAAGAAGGCCAGUUGUUUUAUUAUGUAGAGAUUUAGAAUUCGUUCCUUCUAAUUUGAUAACUAUAGCUAAUGAAGAAGAGUCUCUAUUUUUUGCACAACCGUCAUCGAUUAUUGACUUAAAGAAAUACAUCAUGAGAUCUUGUAGAUCUAUCCUGUUGUCUGUGAAGGAAAAGGAAAUUGACUUUCUAAUUACUCAGUAUGGAAAUGAUAUAAGGAAAAUAUUAUUAAAUCUUCAGUUUUAUAGUAACCCAGGAGACCCUUUACCAAUUUCAAAUGCAACACGAGAUGAAAAUUAUUUAAAAUUUUUAUCAGUUAAAGCUUUUAGCGAAUAUUCUGAUGUAGUAUCUUCUUCAGAUGUUAUUGAAUCAUCAACAAAGUAUAGUUCCUUGAUUUCAGAAAAUAUUGAUUUCACACUAAUGAGUUUUCAAAAUAGAAGCAGAAAUAACAAAAAUACUUCCCAAGCAGGCCCAAAAGUUUCCACGUCAAUUGAUGAUCAAUGGGAAUUAGAUCAUGAUUUUAUGAUGGAUUACAGUUUACAUAUUACCGACACAAAACAUGUUGCAUUGAAAUCACAUGAACUCGAUAUUGCUGCAUAUUUAAGUAAUUUUUUAGGAAUAUGCCAUCUAUUAGAACCGUCGUCAGCUCUUAUUAAAAAAAGAUCCAAACUUAUUAUGGACCGAUCAAUUGAAUAUAUUUCCUCAAGACAAAACUCACCUUUUCAAAUGACAAGAUUUACAAGAAGUUCAAGGAUAUCAAGAGCUAUUUUAGAAGAAUUUGAAGAAUCUUCUUUAAAUACUAGAAAUAAUAGGAUAGAAAGUAUUCGGUUAGACUUUUUAAACAGUUCUAAAAGCGUAAUACAUUCUGAAUUAACUUCUUUCAUUUUAGAAAUAGCCAAGGAUGAAAACUUCAAGAGGAAAUAUAAUACUAACAUCAUUAAAGAAGCACAUCUACAAGAUCCUACGAAGGCUGAAUAUGAAAUAACCUUUGCAUUAAUUCAAAAAAAUCUAUUAAAGAAUUUUUAUUUUCAUUCAAACGCUCAAACUGUUAUAGACAGCUGGAAAGAGACACUAUAG